CAUGUCAGCUAGCAAGGGGCUUCCUCUGCUGCUCUCCUUAUUUGGUGGUCUCUCUCGUGGACAGAGGCGAAGACUGCACAAGUGCAGCAAAACGAUCAGAUCUAGCAGAAUUCUCUCGAUCUCAUCGGCGGCGGCGGCGGAGCAGCGUGCGGAUCGGAGAUGGCGCCGAGCGGGUGGAGGAGGAGCGCGGGCGCGCGGUCCCUGUGGCGCCCCGCCACGGUGUGCCUGUGGCUCGCGCUCGCCGCCGCAGCUCUGACGCUCGCCCAGGCUAAGAAGGACCUGACGGAGGUUACCCACAAGGUCUACUUCGAUAUCGAGAUUGACGGCAAGCCCGCAGGUCGGAUUGUCAUGGGGCUUUUUGGGAAGACUGUUCCUAAGACAGCAGAGAACUUCCGAGCUCUUUGCACAGGAGAGAAAGGAGUUGGCAAGAGUGGCAAAGCCCUCCACUACAAGGGAAGUGCAUUCCACAGAAUUAUCCCCAGCUUCAUGCUCCAAGGAGGUGACUUCACUCUUGGGGAUGGGAGGGGUGGUGAAUCUAUCUAUGGCUUGAAGUUUGCUGAUGAGAACUUCAAGAUCAAGCACACUGGACCAGGCCUUCUGUCCAUGGCCAAUGCCGGGAGAGAUACAAAUGGAUCUCAGUUUUUCAUCACCACUGUGACAACAAGCUGGUUGGACGGGAAGCAUGUUGUGUUUGGCAAGGUGUUGUCUGGAAUGGAUGUUGUGUACAAGGUCGAAGCUGAAGGCCGGCAGAGUGGGCAACCAAAGAGCAAGGUUGUCAUAACAGAUAGUGGCGAGCUGCCUAUGUGAUGAGCUAAACUGAUGUGUUCCAUCUUGAAGCAUAAUAAGAAGUUGCUAGUGGUCGUUUGUCGUUAUAGAACUGUUAUUAGUGGCUGAAACUGGCCUGAGCCAGUUUGUUCUGUUUACUACAGUGACUUCCUUAUUUACUUAGUUGGAAAGUUUUAAAAGGUUGAACUAAUCAGUGGUCUCACGCAUCAUCAUCUUCAUCGUUAUCAGUUUCAUCUGCCAGAAUAAUCUUGUGGUUGUUGAUCUACGCCAUCUUCAGAAGUAAAAUGUUUUAUUGAAUAUCAAAUUGAAUAAACUUGGUUGAAA
Messenger RNA from Sorghum bicolor (sorghum), 1110 nucleotides. RefSeq names its product peptidyl-prolyl cis-trans isomerase CYP20-1. Lineage: Eukaryota; Viridiplantae; Streptophyta; Magnoliopsida; Poales; Poaceae. The transcript has 7 exons. The record is from RefSeq and is a predicted model, not a curated record. Gene Ontology annotation, molecular function: peptidyl-prolyl cis-trans isomerase activity. Gene Ontology annotation, biological process: protein peptidyl-prolyl isomerization; protein folding. The coding region runs from base 160 to 807 and encodes 215 amino acids. Gene Ontology annotation, cellular component: intracellular membrane-bounded organelle.